GGCGGACUCACCAGAGGUGGCAGCAAUAGGCCAACUUUGCUCUCCAGUCUCCCACAGCGCCGAGGUGGUUUCCCACCGACUUCUUUUCAAUACAGCACCGGCAAGCAGAGGGGUGAAAGGUCAUGAAGAUGGCGCUGACCGCUCGUCUGUUGCCGAAGCUGCUGCUCUCUCGGUCCCUGCCCGGCGGGGCCGCCCGACCUUGGACUCCUGGUGCGGCUGAGAUGAAGUUGCCACUGGCUGGGUUUUGUUGCCUUUGCCGCCGCCGCCUUACCUCGGGACCGGCCCCGUUUUCCCGAAGCACUUGGGCCUUGGCGGCCUCUGCGUUGCCUGUCCGGGGCCUCGGGCGGCCAGUGCUCAGCCCUCCGGGACUCCCCGAAGCCCUUGCUUCUUUCCCUGCCUGCCCCCGGCGCAGCUACAGCACGGAGGAGCAGCCCCAGCAGCGCCAGAAAACCAAGAUGAUCAUUCUGGGAUUCGCCAACCCCAUCAACUGGGUUCGGACUCGAAUUUAUGCCUUCCUUAUCUGGGCGUAUUUCGACAAAGAAUUCAGCAUCGCAGAGUUCUCUGAGGGGGCGAAGCAGGCUUUUGCUCACGUAUCCACGUUGCUGUCACAAUGUAAAUUUGAUCUAUUGGAAGAACUUGUGGCCAAAGAGGUGCUACAUGUAUUGAAAGAAAAAAUUACUUCACUCCCUGACAACCAUAAAGAUGCCCUUGCUGCUGACGUGGAUGAAAUUGUAUAUACAUCAACAGGAGACAUCUCCAUUUACUAUGAUGAGAAAGUUGGCUCUCUGUAUCCAUGGGUUCUGCAUCUGUGGAUUCAACCAACCUUGGAUCAAAAAAAGGUUUUGUCUGUACGGAAUAUGUACAGAUUUUUUUUUUCUUUCAUUCCUUAAACAGUACAGUGUAACAACUAUUUACAUAGUAUUUACAUUGUAUUAAUAUUGGGUAUUAUAAGUAAUCUAAAGAUGAUUUCAAGCAUACAGGAAGAUGUGUGUUAUGUUAAUAGUACACCAUUUUGUAUAAGGGACUUGAGCAUCUUUGGAUUUUGGUAUCCGCAGUGGGUUCUGGAACUAAUCCUCCAUGGAUAUUAAAGGAUGACUGUAUUUGCAUAUGUAUUAUGUUGCCAGCCAUACAAGAAAUGUAUGUAGCCUCUGCUUCUAUACUUCCCAAGGCAGUUUUUUUAAUUUUAAAAUAUUAAGGGGGUGCAAAUGUUUUGUUAUAUGGAUACCUUAUAUAUAAGGCUUAAGUCAGGGCUUUUAGUAUGCCCAUCACCAGAAUAGUGUUCAUUGUACCCAAUAGUUAAAUUUUUACCCCUUACCCCCUGCCACCUUCUCCCCUUCUUAGUUUCCAAUGUCCUUUAUAUAACUUUGUGCCCGUGUGCGCUCAUAAUUCAGCUCCCAAUUGUUAGAGAAUCCAUGUGGUGUUUGUUUUUUUCAUUCAUGAGAUGCUUCACUUAGGAUAAUGGUCUCCAGUUCCUUCCAAGUUGCUGCAAAAGAUUCUUAAUGGUUAGAAAAUUUUUCAUAGACAUUUUACUUUGAAACAUUCAUAAAGGUAUUUUUAAUGAUAUUUUCUCCUUUGCUAAUAUUUCAAAUUACAUCUCAGCACUAUGGUCACUAACUGAUUUUACACAGGAAGUUGUCAGAAUCACCAGGCACAGCAAAGUGAAUUAGAGUAGAAUAAAAGCCUUCCUCCUGGCAAUUGGGUUAAGUUAAUUAUUUAGGUUAAGUUAAUUAUUUAGGAGCAAAAAAUAUUUUUUCCUCUGUAUUUUUGGUUUGACAACAGAUAUCUCAUAAAAUUAUUAUAAUUUUAGAAAAUACCACAAAUUGAAUAUAAUCCACCUAGUAUACUUAGCAAAGUAUGUGCUCAGUAAAUAGUAGGUUUGUUACUGAGAUGCAGAGAGUAAGUAUGUCAUAAAGAGAUUUUCUAAAAGAAAUUUUAGAAAUAAAAAAAAG
Molecule: messenger RNA, 1949 nt
Organism: Microcebus murinus (gray mouse lemur)
Lineage: Eukaryota; Metazoa; Chordata; Mammalia; Primates; Cheirogaleidae
Source: RefSeq, a predicted model, not a curated record